ACAGCAUCUGAUUGGCUGUCGCACGAGAGCCCGUCUUGUGAUUGGCCGCUUCUUGUUCCGUUGCUGGGAUGUAAACUCCCUGACGUUUCUCGGUCUGCUCUGAGACAGACUGGGGAGAAUGGCUGCCAGUGGAGAGGUAGGCAAGCUGUUACAAGUACAAAAUGGGACACCUCCAGCCACCAACUACAACGGGGUAGAUGCUGUCCACGCCUGCAACGUCCUUCAGCAGCUCAAAGCUUUGUACGAUGAAGCACAACUCACAGAUAUUGUCGUAGAAGUGGACCACGGCAAGACUUUUGCGUGCCACCGGAAUGUUCUUGCAGCCAUCAGCCCAUACUUUAGGUCCAUGUUCACCAGCGGCCUUACAGAGAGCAGCCAGCGUGAAGUCAGAAUUGUGGGUGUGGAAUCUGAAUCCAUGCACCUUGUCCUUGACUAUGCCUACACCUCCAGAGUCGUGCUCUCCGAGUCCAACGUCCAGGCUCUGUUCACGGCAGCCAGCAUUUUCCAGAUCCCUGCUCUGCAGGAUCAGUGUGCCCAGUUUAUGAUCAGCCGACUUGACCCUCAAAACUGUAUAGGCGUCUUCAUGUUCGCAGAUGCAUAUGGACAUCAGGAGUUGAGGGAACGCUCGCAGGACUACAUCCGCAAGAAGUUUCUGUGUGUUUCAAAGGAGCAAGAAUUUCUCCAGAUGACCAAGGAGCAGCUGGUCAGUAUUUUAAACAGCGACGACUUAAAUGUGGAGAAGGAAGAGCACGUCUACGAGAGCAUCAUCCGCUGGCUUGAGCAUGACCAACCUGGCCGCGAAGCCAGCCUCCCCGAGGUGUUUUCCCAAUGCAUCCGUCUGCCCUUGCUGGAUGAGGCCUUUCUCAGUCGGAUACCUGCGCCUUUCGCCUGCGCCCUGUUGCUCUCUAAAGACCCCGCCGAGGCAAAAGCUCGCCUCACCGGCACAAACGGCUGUCCACAGCGUCUGGGCAUGACCGCCUCUGAGAUGGUGAUCUGCUUCGACGCGGCCCAUAAACACUCAGGAAAGAAGCAGACGGUGCCUUGCCUGGACACGGCCACCGGACGGGUGUUCAAGCUCUGCAAGCCACCCAAUGAUCUCAGAGAGGUCGGCAUCUUGGUGUCGCCAGAGAACGACAUCUACAUCGCUGGCGGCUACCGACCAAGCAACAGCGAGGUUUGCAUCGACCAUCGAGCGGAGAGUGACUUCUGGCAGUAUGAGCACGCAGGAAACCGAUGGCUUCCACGUGCUCCUCUGCUGAGGGCGAGGAUAGGAUGCAAACUCGUGCACUGUUGUGGGAAACUUUAUGCUCUAGGAGGCCGAGUUUACGAAGGGGACGGAAGGAACGCGUUAAAGUCAGUGGAGUGUUACGAUGCCAGAGACAACUGUUGGACGGCAGUCAGUCCAAUGCCGGUUGCCAUGGAGUUUCACAGUGCGGUGGAAUAUAAAGACCAAAUCUAUGUCCUCCAAGGUGAAUGUUUCUUCUGCUACGACCCCCGUAAGGACUAUUGGAGCCAUCUAGCCCCAAUGGGCGUCCCUCGGAGUCAAGGUCUGGCUGCCUUGUAUAAGAACUGCAUCUACUACAUUGCUGGAAUUUGCAGGAACCACCAGCGCACCUUUACAGUGGAGGUCUAUGACUUGGAGAGCAACACAUGGAGUCGAAAGAGAGAUCUGCCCUUUGACCAAGCCACGAGCCCAUACAUCAAGGCCAUGCUGCUGCAGGGAAAGCUGCACCUGUUCGUACGUGCCACGCAGGUCAUGGUGGAAGAGCAUGUGUUUCGCACCAGCCGCAAGAACUCCCUUUACCAGUACGACGACGAGGCAGACACGUGGACCAAAGUCUAUGAAACCCCCGACCGUCUUUGGGAUUUAGGUCGCCAUUUUGAAUGUGUGGUGGCCAAACUUUACCCACAGUGUCUACAGAAAGUGCUUUGAGCUAAACGACGAACCGGAUC
This is a messenger RNA of Poecilia latipinna (sailfin molly), 1953 nucleotides long. RefSeq names its product kelch repeat and BTB (POZ) domain containing 8 (gene kbtbd8). Bases 119 to 1933 code for a protein of 604 amino acids. Lineage: Eukaryota; Metazoa; Chordata; Actinopteri; Cyprinodontiformes; Poeciliidae. Gene Ontology annotation, molecular function: protein binding. The transcript has 5 exons. The record is from RefSeq and is a predicted model, not a curated record.